Lagopus muta (rock ptarmigan) is the source of this 7652-nucleotide messenger RNA. It is a transcript of the gene KLF12, whose product is annotated as KLF transcription factor 12. The record is from RefSeq and is a predicted model, not a curated record. Gene Ontology annotation, molecular function: RNA polymerase II cis-regulatory region sequence-specific DNA binding; DNA-binding transcription factor activity, RNA polymerase II-specific. The transcript has 8 exons. Lineage: Eukaryota; Metazoa; Chordata; Aves; Galliformes; Phasianidae. Gene Ontology annotation, biological process: regulation of transcription by RNA polymerase II. The coding region runs from base 575 to 1765 and encodes 396 amino acids.
GGGGUCCGCGCGCCCGAACUUUCCCCAACUUUCCCGCUGAGGCCGCUGCGGGGGGCUGCCGAGGGGCAGCGCGGGGCCGUUUGUGUCUCCCCUCCCCGUCCGCUGACCUCCGUCCGGGCCGGCCGCGGGGUCCGGGCGCUGCCCCCGCCCGGCCGGGGAGCGCGGGGUGAGCGGCGGUGCGACCCCGUCCGCCUGCAUCCCUCAUCCCUCCGGAGCGCGUCCGCGCCGCCCUGUCAACCGUUUGCAUUGCCGUUGUGUGCACGGGGCGCUGCGUACCCGUGGCUGUGCCCGGCCCGGCCCGGGGGAGCCGUGCGGCGGAGGUGCGCUGCCUUCCGCCCGCCCUCAGCGCGGCCGUGGCACCCGCUCUGCUCGGGACUGAGCCAGCGGCUGUCAGCGCUGUGAAUCGGAGCAGAUGUGUGUGCGCCUACCGGGGUCAGAGCACCUCGGUCCGCGCGAGGUGCCGGGGAUAAGUUCGCUCCCCCCACCGUGGCUUAUGUCAGCCUUUGGCAGCUCCCCCCUCCGAUCCCCCGGGAUUGAAGUGGAUCUAGGGACGAAUGGAUGACUGAAUAUUCAUAUGAAGAGGAAAGCCAUAAAAGACGUCAGCGCUUUUGAAAACAGAAUGUUAAUGCUGGAUGGGAUGCCGGCAGUCAGAGUUAAAACAGAGCUGCUGGAAUCUGAGCAAGGGUCUCCAAACGUCCACAACUACCCAGAUAUGGAAGCUGUGCCCUUGUUACUAAACAACAUGAAGGCAGAUCCCCCGGAGGAUUCAUUAUCUACAGAUCAUUUCCAAACACAGACUGAACCAGUGGACUUAUCAAUAAACAAAGCCAGGUCAUCCCCUACAGCAGCUUCAUCUUCACCAGUUUCCAUGACAGCAUCAGCCUCCUCCCCUUCUUCUACUUCUACUUCUUCUUCUUCGAGUCGACCAGCUUCAUCACCCACAGUAAUAACGUCGGUAUCCUCAGCAGCAUCUGUACCAUCAGUAUUAAGUCCAGGUCCUCUUGUGGCCUCUGCAUCUGGUGUGGGAGGUCAGCAAUUUUUGCACAUUAUCCAUCCAGUUCCACCUUCAAGCCCCAUGAACUUGCAGUCCAAUAAAAUGAGUCACGUGCACCGUAUACCCGUUGUGGUACAGUCGGUACCUGUUGUCUAUACAGCCGUGAGAUCACCUGGGAAUAUGAACAACACUAUAGUAGUGCCACUGUUGGAGGAUGGGAGAAGCCACGUCAAAGCACAAAUGGACCCCCGAGGCCUAUCUCCCAGACAAAUUAAAAGUGACAGUGAUGAUGACGACCUGCCAAAUGUGACCUUAGAUAGCGUUAAUGAAACUGGAUCUACAGCGCUCUCCAUAGCCAGAGCAGUACAAGAAGAGAGCAUGUGGGGCUGUGCCAGGUCAGCUGCUAACCCUUUUCGUUUUUUCAACUCCAGUUCAAUUUCGCCAUUCAGUAUUGAGAGCACAAGGCGUCAGAGAAGGUCUGAGUCUCCAGACUCCAGGAAGCGGCGCAUCCAUCGGUGUGACUUCGAGGGAUGCAACAAAGUAUACACAAAAAGCUCCCACCUGAAAGCUCACCGGAGGACGCACACAGGAGAAAAACCCUACAAAUGUACCUGGGAAGGCUGCACCUGGAAGUUUGCUCGCUCCGACGAACUGACGAGGCAUUACCGCAAGCACACAGGAGUGAAGCCAUUCAAGUGUGCAGACUGUGACCGCAGCUUUUCCCGCUCAGAUCACUUGGCGCUCCACCGCCGCAGGCACAUGCUGGUUUGAAAAACGCUACCUAUUCCAGCCGAGCUUAAGAGCUGGGUCUCUUAACUACCCGGAGUGAAUUCAGCAGGGCUGAAUCCCCUUCUACAGUGUUAGCAGGCAGGGCUGUCUCUGCUGUCUGUAAGAAAAAAUAAUAACAAAAAUAAAAUAGCAGGAAAAGAAGUGCCACUCUUCUCCUCGCCAUCUGAAGCUAACCCCAUCUGCCCCUCAGCAUGGUUACCCCAAAGGUGUCAUCACAGUCGCCAGGGAAAUAGCAGUCAAAAUGCUACAGGAAUGGGCAUUAUUUUACAUGCUGCAUCCUUUGAGAAAAAAAGUGUUUAUAGCUUGUAUGUUUUUUCAGCUGUUGGACAUUUUGUUCCUGAAAAAUCGCUGCUGAUUGGAGGAUUAGAUGCCACAAACCGAUGAUGAUGAUGAUGAGAGCAAGAACGGUAGACCUUUGUUAUCCCUUCUUUUCCCCUUGUUUUGAAUACUACCUGGCCAGUGUCAGCAUCAGCCUGAGCAGUACUACAUAGGAGCUGAUGAGCUGCAUAGGAGUAGGCGAGAAGAUCCUGCUGGAGAGGUUCCACCAUCAGAGCUGAAGGGUUGCUGGAGCUGACUUUCGCAAUAACAAUGGUGGCAUUUUAAUGUUGUAUCACAAGUUGUCAUUAUGCCCUAGAAGACACCAGCCAUUUAACCCUUUUCUUUUAUCCUUUCCUUUCCUUUCUUUUCUUUUGUUGUUGUUGAAGUCUGUAAAACAAAAAAGGGGCAGCAGCAUUUCUGUUACAAGUACAGCAUCAAGUAUCUGUAUUUUACCAUCGACUUAUUUAGAACCAUUUUCUGAUUAAUAUAGAAAAAGCCAAUCUAAAAACUACUACCCCAUUCUCAAAGUGCAGUUUUCUUUCAUGCAGGUAUCCUCUUCCCCAUGACAGUGUUUGAAUAUGAGGAAACAGUCAGAAAUUAUACUUUCUAGUACCAAGGUUAGUGGUGUAGCCAUCCAUGAAAUGGAAUUGAAUGUACCAACAAUGCAAAAUAGAGAAGAAACAGCUGCGUCUCUUUGCAGAGAAAAAGCAAUAAUGAGUAAAAUGGCUCUCAAGACAAUAAUUUACUCCACAUCAACAGAAGGGAGGUAUGCAGAAAUUGCACGUAAGAUAAUUUAAGUUAAUCUUCCUGAUGGUUUCACUGACCUGUUAGUUACCACAAUUAAGUACUUUCAUUUCCUUAAACAUAAUGCUUACUUGUGUCAGGAAAGCAAAACAUACAAAGGAAAGAGCUGAGUGUUGAGGAGUCAGUGGAUGAACUGUAAGUAGGAAGAAGAAACAGUUGUACAGUGGUGCUCUGCAAGACAUUAGGUUUCUCCCUGGGAGUUAGAGAAUAACAAGACAUUGCCAGCUGUCUAUUAUGAUACAAAUGCUCCUUUAUAUGGGUAUCAGUGGCUGCCUCUGCUGGGAUUUUCAAUCCAAGCCUUUUCAGAUUAAAUAAAAGGAAAUUCUUGAUCAUUCCCAUACAGCUCUGUAAUUGUGAAUCAAUUUGUAUUAAUUAAAUUAUGUAGGGGAGAGAGAGAAACUCCUAGUCAUCAGUUGUUCGUGAAAACAGAAUAGUGUUUUUCUGUUUUCCUUCUUCACAAGGAUCUGCCUAUUCAGCUAAAUGGGACAAAGAGAAGGCUUGGCAAGAUUUUUUAAGUGUUGAGAUUUUUAUAGCUUAGAGAUAAAAGAUGUAUACAUAAAGGUCUUUUGCAGCAAUGCACUUAAUUACAAAUAUUUGUUUCCAGAAAUUGCACAGAUUAAACUUGUGGUGCCACUUGUUCAUUUUUAAAGGUUAGAUCAGUCUGAAUUCAGUUCUGAUUCCCGAAGUACUAGCUGUAAUGUUGGGAACAGGUUCUGAAGUCAAGAUAAUCUUUUAAGAAGAAGCAGAACAGAGAACCCUUGCACACACUGAAAGUAAUUGCAGUUAAUUGAGGAUUAAUAAGACUGGGAUAAUACAUCAUAACAGCACUUAGGCGCUCCAGAGUUUGAUUAUCUUUAAAUACAUUGUUCAUGUUCCCCGAUACCGGAUAAUCUGUCAGUCCCCCAAAGGAAGAACUUCAGUACUGUUACUAUUCAGUAUCCCCUCUGGUGAGUGGUCAAUAUAGAAACUGCAGACAAAUUAUUAGCAGCCAUAGGUUCAUGCCCCGUCCUAGAGAUUUUCAAGGCAAGGCUACAUAAGGCCCUGGACAACCUGAUAUUACUGUGGUGUCCCUGUUCAUUGUAGGGGAGUUGGACUGGAUGGCCUUCAGAGGACCCUUCCAACUGUAAGGAUUCUCUGAUUCUGUGAUAGUGGAAAAAAUGUCUCUCCCAUUCCCACCGUCUGCACUGGUGAUCAACUUCUGUGAAAUUUUGUAGCAUUUAAGCAUCCAACUCAGAACUGGGCAUUAAGCAGCACUUAGUGUUGAUGCAGUUUAAAACGGCUGAAACAGAUGAGAGCUUCUUGAUAGCCCAUAAGCCAUUGUGGAGCAACAGAACUGGGUUUUUGCCAACAGCAUUACUUCUUUCAUUUUCAAAAAUGGUAGUCAGUGCAGUACCUGAGGUGGUUCAUGGAUUGCAUCUGAGGUCUAUCUUUUAUGUACUUUAAGGUCAUUCCCUUUAAACAGAUCAGACAACAUCAGUGUUUUGGGGAAGAAAUCAGGUCAGGUAAAAGUCAAUUUAUAAAAUUAUUUUGCUUUUCCAAGAAUGUUUUACCAACUAAUUUUCUAAAUAGCAGCAGAAUCUGUGAUUUUAUUUCUCCCCCAUAGAAAAUGAAAUUUAUUUGACCAGCAACACGUAAGGACAUUCUGUUAGCAUUCAAGAGAAACAAUAAGAGAUCUUCUCUGAUGCUGUUCACAGGGGCUGAAUAUAACUCAGAGGUACUAAUGUCUUCUUCAGGCUUCUGUGUAGUGAAUUGGAAUUAAAAAUCUCCAAGAGCAAUUGAGAGGCUUUAAAUUUUGGUGUGCAGCUUUGAAUUGUCCUGUGCUGACUGCACAGAGAUCCCAUAGGAAGCUCAUUCCCCAGGGCAGAAAUCACUCUUUGCGAACCCCUUGUCUCCAUUCUGUGAGAAUAUUUUUUGUUUUCCUCUUUGGGAGUAUUUUAAGAGAGGUUACUUUGUGGAAGGAGCGUGUUGGGACAUGGAGUGGAUAUCCCCCAGGUUCUCAGGGCGCUCUUCCACCUGUGUUCCACCAAGUUCCUGUGCUUGUGCAGAGACAAAGGGCAGCUGCUCCAGCGUGGUUUCCUCAAAAAUCACAAUAACUCACCGCAGUGCAUUGCACGCACGGCAUUGCAUAACCGUGGUGAAGGCUGACUUCACCUGUGGCAUGCAGAAAUACCAGAUCUUGUCUUGGCACAGCACAGUAAGUCCGUCUUAAUUAACUGAGCAGUUGAGAAAUACAAAAAUACAGCGUCCCUAUCCUUUCAGACAGACAGAUUUAUGCUUUUCAAUAUGAAUAAAGGAUGGGUAGUACCGACUGAGCAUUAUGGCUUACGUGGCGAUCUCUGCCAUGAAGUGUCAGAUUUCAGGUGUUUCCAAAAAGAUUCAAUGGAUUUGUCAGCAAAUCUCAGUAGCCAGCAUUACAUGAAAACAUAAUGAGUAAACAAGUUUGAUACAGAACUUUUUAAAUUUUAAAUUGCCAUUAUUUUUUGAGCGUCUGUUUUAUUCAGCACUGUAACAUUGGCUCAUUGCAACGGCAGUUUUUACUGGGGGUGAAGAUGCAGUAUUCCUUAUUCUCUAUCGUGCUUUCAAUUAAUGAAAUAGAUUUAGACUGAUUUGUAUAUAUGAUUAUUUGCUGGAGUAAUGUAUAACAAAAUUAACAGUGUUAAAAAUGACAUCAGUGAUGUUGAUGCUUGGGAUAAACUUACAGUGCAGAGCAUGGACAAAUAGUUGGACAACCUUUCUCCCCUUUAAUAAUGGAAUAGCAGUGAUCAUAAAUCUCGUUUUCCAUUAGCUACACUGAGAAUGUAUUCUAGUUACCAUUUAUAAAUUUAUCUUCUGAUAAUAAAAGAUGUUUAAUGGAAAAAAUCUCUUUCUCCUUUAUUGAAGUUGGAUACCUCAAAUCAGAGUAAGAUUCACUGUUAAUACCCUGCUUAUUUUUUAGUAUGAACAUUGGUUUGGAAAGGUCAUGUGAGGAACCACAUUUUCCGCAGCAAAUGCGUCUAAAGUAAUUUGCCCUGCUACAUGCUCACCCAAACACCCAUGCAUAUAAAUGCCAGCAUUUUCACAUCCCUCCUCCCAUCAGCAGAUAAAAACAAACACGAUUGUGAAAACAAAGCAGAAGAUGAAGAAUUUAAAAUAAAUUGGAAAUAAAAGAAAGUGCUACCUUCUUAAGAAACCAGCUCAUAUUACUGUAUCAUGCUUUUGCCUGUGAUUUAUAAUUGGAGAAGCACACAGAUUUAAAGAUGAUUGUUAUAUUUUCACAGUGUCACGAUAGCAUUCCAGUUGCUGUGUAAUAUGCUUACAAAGUCAUACCCAUUGGUACCUUAAAAAUGCUUGAUUUCUGAUCAACUGCAGCAGCAAAGCAGGUUUUAGUAGAAAAAACAAGUAGCUAUAAGGAUACUGCAUCUUUAGAAAUUGAAAUGCAUUGAAAGUAUUUUACUAUACUUGUAACAGUUUAAAUAUUCUGUAAUAUAUGUGAUAGUGGAAAAGUAUUUUCAAACUCACGGUUUUUCAUGGGGUGUAAAUAGGUUAAAUGAAGUACAUUUUUAAAAAUCCUUCCGCUUUCAUAAAGAAAAAAUUGUUAGAUAAUGCCUUGCAAAGCUUACACAGAAAAUGCUGAGAAGCAAAUUAUUCUGUUUUGGCAGAAACAUUUUCUCUGCAAAAUGGAGUCGCCACUUUUUUGCUGUUUUGCAGAUAGCGUGUGAUAUAGUGAAGUCAUAUUGAGUCCUUCAGUAUCAAAUAAGUCAACAUUCAGAAUGCCUUUGACUGAGUAAAUGAAAAAAAACAAAACACUUAAUGAGAAUGAAAACCAUAUGAAAAAGUUUUGUGUUGUUUUCCUUCUGGCAAUUUACUGCAGAUACAGUGACAGCAAGCUCUCUGAUUUUAUUUGAUUUUAUUUGUGCUUGUAUUUCCCUGACUACACUGCGUCUUGAACAAAAGGUUGCAGAGCUGAAAUAGGCAGCUGUUCUUUGCUGAUUCCAGGGGUGUUCAGUCUUCGAGGUACAGCAGUAUGCCAACAAUCCAAUGGUAGCGGGCAGUUGUGACAUUUAGAAUGCUCAUAUACUCCAGCACGGUAGUCUAAAAUCCAUUUUAAAAGAUGAAACAGAAACUGAAAGUGCCUGUUAUUAGAACUGAUGGGAUGUUCCUAUACUUUUACACAGCAAUAACUUAUGGGAUUUUAUCAACAAUAAGAUGAAAAUAAAAUUAAACUCUGAGAACAAUAAUGCAGCACAGAAGCAAACACAAAGUGCCAUUUGUAUUUUCAUGUCGAUGUAUUUUGUUAAGAGUUUUAGUUAGUUUCUCAAAUAAUGUCUGUCAGAUAUGUAAGAUGAAAAUGGAUCCUCGUUUACAAAUUUCUCAUAUCCAUAUGGAUUCCAAGUAGGUGUAAAUGGAGAUCAUUGUGUUUUGUGGCAUUACUUCCUAAUUUGCGUCUGAUUUGCCCACAAAUAUCCAUGGUAUUCUGUAGUAAAAUAACCACAAAACCAGCAAUGGACCUUCUUCAGGUUAUACACCAGAGCAUAUUCUCUUGAAAAAUCCACUACAUUGAAUUGUGGAGUUCACCAUAUUUCUCUUUUCUAUUCCUUUUUGUAAUACCAGUGCUUAAUACCGUCUUCAAAUUGGAGAGGUCAAAAUACAUCCCUUUUUAAAAUUGUUAUUUUGGGGAAGAAAUAAGUGGGGGAAAAAAGGUGGGGACUAUCAGUUUAGAGACUAUUUGAGUAACAAACAAUAAGCUGAUAUUCUUAGAAUGGAGAAA